AUGCCGGUCAUGAACAUCGGUCCCGUCCCUCAAUCUCAUGAUGGGUUUUACGCAAGGAAUAAUCCGUAUCAGGUGAACGGACCAAAAGGGUUUACUGAGUUCAAGCUCAUGGAAGAGAAUGAGGAUCUGUACGCUAGGUUUGAUUUCCCUGGUGUCACCAAAGAAAGUGUGAGAAUCCUUGUGGAGCCAUUGAAGAAGGCUGUUUUUGUGUUCGGAGACGCACCGAAAGAGUUUAGACACGAUUCUUCUCACCGCAAAUACGGAGCCGUAACGGGACUUGUCUGCGAUUGUUGUGAGAUCAGUAACAUUCAGUGUUUUGUUGGAGAUGGUGUCGUCAGGCUCAUUCUCUCCAAGAAGAAGAUCAAUCUUCAUUUCCCUUCCUCAUUUGGAGGUGCCACAAUGCCUAAUGUUCCUUUCCUUGCUUGCGUAAUUAAUGGGUAUAACCCAGAAGUAUCUGACGUUGUUCAUGGGAUGUGUGCUGAUUCUAUGGUUGCAGUCGCAGGUGGCCAUCCUCUUGAUCCGGCGUUUACAGGUCCGGUCACACUACCACACCCUUCAGUGUUGGAGGGAUCCACGAGUGCCUACGAAUCAAAGCAUCUCCCAAACGGCGGUCUCUUCCUGCGUAUUGACAUGCCCGGCGUCCCCAAUGAUCGUUUCAUGAUGACGGUUGAAAGUGACGGUGGCAUCACUGUUAUCGGAAGAGCUCCUCCGGCUUUGCACGACUCGAGCGGGCGUGAGUACAGAGGCAAGGUCGCCGUCGUUCCUCUAGCCUAUGACAACCGUCGGAUCAAAGUAAUUGCUAAACAUGGUGUCAUCCGCCUUAUUAUCCCUCCUUUCUAG
Molecule: messenger RNA, 840 nt
Organism: Brassica napus (rape)
Lineage: Eukaryota; Viridiplantae; Streptophyta; Magnoliopsida; Brassicales; Brassicaceae
Product: putative 57 kDa heat shock protein
Exons: 6
Coding region: 1-840 (279 amino acids)
Source: RefSeq, a predicted model, not a curated record